Mytilinidion resinicola is the source of this 747-nucleotide messenger RNA. RefSeq lists its product as uncharacterized. Lineage: Eukaryota; Fungi; Ascomycota; Dothideomycetes; Mytilinidiales; Mytilinidiaceae. The coding region runs from base 1 to 747 and encodes 248 amino acids. The record is from RefSeq and is a predicted model, not a curated record. The transcript has a single exon.
AUGCCCUCCUCCUCGCCCAGUUCUGUACCUGGCAGCCCAGAUCGCAUACAGUGGAGGACUCAAGACUGCCGCCCAGCCCUCUUCUACUCUAACGAGGGAUUACACGACCUCGUCUGCGGUCACCAGGUCAAGAGCACCGACUCCGAAUGCCGCCAAAACUGCCUCCAUCCAACAGCGCGUGAAAAACAGCGCCCACCAUUCUACUGCCUUUCCUGCAUCGAAAGUAUCGUCCGUAGCCAUCUUGACGGAGUCGUCAAGGAGUUCAAAGCCCAGCAGGCGCAAGCCGGUAAAGACGUGUCUAAGCUUAACCCCGGGUUUGUGAGUAUGCUGAUCAACACGGAGAUCAAACACGCGACUUCAUAUGUGCUGCAGAAUACGGAUAUGGGGGCUUGUGAGGUUGUUGGUGAGCAUGGUCGUGGAUGGCAGGGUUCUGCACGGCGUGGUAGAUCGCUUGGUAGGAGAGCUGGACGGGGGCUGGCUAGGGAUCGGUCUAUGAGCCUAUUUGCUGAGUCUGACUCAGGAGAGGAGGAGGGGGAGACGAGAGGGCGGCGAGGAUAUCGGCGUCAACGCUCUCCGCAUAGGCUCACAGGAGAGUCUGCUCGGCUCAGCCAGAAUGGCAGGGAAGUCGAGGUAGAGAUAGACGACCUGGCAGAGCAACUCGGAAAUUCGCUCGGGUUUCGAGAAAGCGCACUAAUCGAUGCGCUUGUUGGUCGUUUGGAGGCUGUCAGGAUCGAAGAUGCUGAGUAG